This is a messenger RNA of Cygnus olor (mute swan), 2973 nucleotides long. It is a transcript of the gene DRC7, whose product is annotated as dynein regulatory complex subunit 7. Gene Ontology annotation, biological process: flagellated sperm motility. Bases 221 to 2773 code for a protein of 850 amino acids. The record is from RefSeq and is a predicted model, not a curated record. The transcript has 18 exons. Gene Ontology annotation, cellular component: motile cilium. NCBI's taxonomy places the organism in Eukaryota, Metazoa, Chordata, Aves, Anseriformes, Anatidae.
CAGGGACGUGGGGCUGAAGGGGCUGUGGGGACGGGACCCCCUGGGCGGUGGGUGGCUGGGGAGCAACGCUGGGCCCCGGGAUACCCCUUCACCCCCCCUCGCACCCGUCGCAAGGUCUGUGCCUCCAUUGUGCUGCCUGCUGCCCAGCAGGUCAGCCUGACCGCAGGGAGGGGAAAUAAACAGCCCCCAACAUCCCUGAAAUUGGCCAGGAGGAGGAAGAAUGGAGGUCCUAGAGGAGAAUGAUGAAGAGGAGCGAAGGGAAGAACAGCUGAUGAAGGCUUUAGAGAUCAGUGAUGAACUUCACAACAUAGAGACAAAGCUGUCUGUGGACCAAGUCUUUGUCCCAAGUGAUGUCUCUGACUUUGACUGGAGCUCCAUCGACAUAUCCCAGUUACCAUCCUUGUACAAGACAAACUCCCCAAGGGAAAAGAAGCUGCUGCGCAUUGCUGACCAUUACCUCCAGCAGUACACUCACCUCUGCCCUGACCGCAAGCCACUCUUUCUGUACCCGGUCAAUGAGUGUGGCAUCAAGAAGUUUGUGAGCACAACAGUGAGGCCAACCCUGCUGCCUUACACAGAGCUGUACCACUGGGAUGGCUGUGCCAGCUUUGUCUGUGAUUAUCUCACCAUGGAACCCCUCAAGUCCCCUCUCAUACCGCCCAGUUUGCUCUAUUCGCCAACCACCAUCCUGAAGUACCAGCGAGGAAACUGCUUUGACUUCAGUGUGCUGCUGUGCUCCAUGCUGAUUGGGGCUGGGUAUGAUGCCUACUGUGUGAAUGGGUAUGCCACUCACGACAUAUGCAGCCUGGACGAGACUCUGAAGGUGUGCCCACUGCUCAGGAAGCCACAGGAGGUCCCAAAGGAAAUAAUGAAGAAGUCCAACAAGUAUAGAGUUAAGUCCGCCCCAGACAUGCAGAGCAAAUUUGAGCUUCAGCAGGAGGCCAAGAAGAAAGCAGAAACUGAAGCCACCCAUAAGAACGAGGAAAGAGGAGAAGAGAAGGUCAUGGAAGUGGAAAAGCCCACGCAUGACCCUUUGUAUGGCUUACGGGUGCAUGCAUGGGUUUUGGUUCUGUCUGGGAAGAGGGAGGUUCCUGAGCCCUUCUUCAUCAACCCCUUCACGGGGAACAGCCACAGCACCAUGGAUGAGCACUUCCUUGGAAUUGAGAGUGUCUGGAACCACAAGAAUUACUGGGUGAACAUGCAGGACUGCCGGAACGGCUGCAAGGAUCUCAUCUUUGACUUGGGUGACACUGUCCGCUGGGAAAUUAUGCUUUCAGAGACUGACAAGCCUCUUCAGGUGCUCCUGGAUGCUGAGGAGGAAAAUGAGCUAUUUGACAGGAACAUGGAUGACAUAGAGGAGGAGGAGGAAGACACAAGUUUUGCCAUGCUGCCUUCAUGGGUAGCCCCUAUUCAGAUUUCUCCCAGAGAGUUUGAGACCCGUUGUUCCCAGGGGAAGAAGGUGAUUCUGUACAAGAAAGCAAAACUGGACAAAUGGGCACCAUACCUCAACAGAAAUGGGCUGGUGAAACGCCUCACUGUCUAUGCAGACUUACGCUGUACUGAAGUAGUGGAGGUGAGGGAGUGGUUCAAAAACCGAGAAGACAUGUUGGAUAUGAGAGAAUUGAAUAAACAAACACAGCUGACCACAGAGUACUUCAGCCCAGGACACCUCCUCGGUCUUAAAGUCCACAUCUAUAAGUCAAUGGAGCCAGAGACUGAACGUGUGAUGGAGUUUUACAAUGAGGCACGAGUCGAUGGCCUCCAGAAACGUGCUGAAAAUGCCAGUGAGAUAAAAGAGUACUUCGUGGGACGGGAUGACUUCAAAUACUUCCAGCACACACAGUUUGGCAAAAGAGGAAAGAAAAUAAGCGUGGCUGGUACCAGAACUGAUAUUAACUCCCGGCCUAUAGUGCAAAUGAAGGAAUGUUUCCACAGAAACCUAGAAAAGCCUGCUGAUGAAGAUGUAGCAGAACGUGUCUUUCUGAUCACAGAGGAGAUGAUCCACCUGACAUACCACCUCAAGGAUAAAUACAUUACUGCCUCAAAGAAGGAUUUCUUCAAACCGACAGAGAAUUAUAGGAAGCAAAGUGAAAUCAUGACCCCAGAAAUGUGCAUCACGUACCAGGCAGGGUCCUCUGUGAAAGACAAGAAGUUGCUACACCUGUACAAAUUGUUGCAAGAACUAACAGAGGAAGAGAAGCAGCUGAAGCAACAAGUUCGGCAAUCUGAAGCAGAGGUGCUAAAUAUUCUGAAAAUCCGUGAGAAUGAAGAAGCAGACAUUAAAUUGACAGUUUCAAUUUAUAAUACAGAGAGGAAUGAAAAGAGGAAACAACAAUAUGAAGCCACGAAGAAUGCAAUGGAGGAUGAAUUCCCAGUACAUGAGGAACAGGAUCUGGAUUACCUGGCACCUUUUCUUAUUCAAAUUGGCCAUCCUGAGAAAAUGACCAAGGGGCAGGUUCUGCGCCUCAGAGAUGACUGCCUGACUGAUUUUAAGAAUCGUCUCAUUGCUAAGGCCAAUAUCAUCCAAGCUCGCUUUGAAAAGGAGGUAGAAGAGCUGAAGAAGAAGAACCAGCAGUUUCAGGAAAAUCAGAGUCAGCUCAGCAGGGAGGAGGAGGCUGCCUUCCUUGCUGAUUACUCUGAAACCAUGUUCCGUAUCCACAUUGUAGCGUUAAGGCUCAACAGGGAAAAGCAGACAGCACCACAGAAAUACCUUGCUCUUGAAGAGAAACUGCGCAAGGACCCUCGCCUAGCUGUGCACCUCAGUCAUGCUUGAUUUCUUCUUUAUUCCUUCACAUCAGACACUGAAUCAGUGCUGAAGCCUGUUACAAGCUGCCUGAAAAAAAAUCAGGUCUUUCCUACUUGCUUGUAGUAAAUAUUGCAUUAUCAUCAGAUUAUGCUAAUAGCCUUUAAGCACCUUUUUCCAGAAUUCCAUUUUAAUGAACUUACACUAUUCCACUGUCUUUUUCUUCUCAC